CAAGUUCCAGAACGAGUCAUUACAGUGGUUCCGAGUUCACUCAGCGUUUGCUCUGGAAUCCUGCUCCUGAUCGCUGGAAGAAGCUGGAAGUCUAAGGGAGCCGGAGAUGUCGUUCGACUGUGUUUACUCACCGGACGCUGUGACUUUGGUGCUUCUUUGCGCCGUCGUCGUGUUGUUUCUCGCUUAUUUACGCAACGGGGCUAAAACUCACGUAGAGCUCAACUUCCCCCCGGGACCCACUCCUCUUCCGAUCAUCGGGAACCUGCACCUCCUUGAUCUGAAGAAGCCCCACCAAAGUCUCAUGGAGUUGUCUGAGAAAUAUGGUACAAUCUUCACCAUCAAGCUUGGACUGAUGCGAGUUGUGGUUCUGACUGGCUACGAGACAGUGAAGGAUGCUCUUAUCAACCAUUCAGCUCAGUUUGCAGGAAGACCUCACAUCCCAAUAUUUGAUGAUUUAAUGCAGGGUUUUGGUGUCGCUUUGAGUAACGGCGAAUCCUGGAGGCAAAUGCGAAGGUUCUCCAUAUCCACUCUACGGAACUUUGGGAUGGGCAAGAAAACUAUUGAAGAUAAAAUCAUCGAAGAAGCCCAUUUCCUGAUAAAAAUGUUUGAAUCCCAUAAAGGCCAAGAAUUUAAUCCAACCUUUCAGAUAAAUGCUGCUGUGGGCAAUAUCAUCAAUUCUAUAGUUUUUGGUCAUAGAUUUGAUUAUGAUGACCAAACAUUCAUCUUUUUGAUAAAGAAACUGGAUGAAAAUAGUCAGCUUGUUGGUUCUCCAAUGAUUCAGCUUUACAAUGCUCUUCCCAUUCUGGGAUUUCUACCCGGUACACACAAGAAAAUGUGGAAAAAUCAAACAUUGAUUUUGCAGUUUCUCAAAGAAUUCAUAAGCAAAGACUACCAGACACCGGAUGCAAAUGAUCCAACGAGCUUUAUUGAUGUGUUCAUGUUAAAGCAGCAGCAGGAAUCAGGUAACCCAAAUACAUAUUUCCAUGAAAACAACUUGGUAUUCACAGUACUCGACCUGUUUGGUGCUGGGAUGGAGACAACUUCAACUACGCUUCGUUGGGCUAUGCUAUUGAUGAUGAAAUAUCCACAGAUUCAGGAAAAAGUCCACGAUGAAAUCAGCACCAUGAUUGGUUCUGAACAGUUCCCCAGAACUGAAGAUCGGAAAAAAUUGCCGUACACCAAUGCAGUGAUCCACGAAAUCCAGAGGUUUGCUAACAUUGUGCCAUUGAACCUCAUGCAUUCAACAACAGAGGACGUGAACUUCAAAGGAUAUUUCCUUCCAAAGGGCACACCAGUGGUCCCUUUGCUAACAUCGGUGCUGUAUGACAAAACUCAAUGGGAAGCCCCAAAUAACUUCAACCCUUCCAACUUUCUGGAUGCUGAUGGGAAGUUUGUGAAGAGAGAUGCAUUUGCUCCUUUUUCUAUGGGACGCAGGGCCUGUGCGGGGGAGACCCUGGCCAGAAUGGAGCUUUUCCUGUUCUUUACCAUCCUGAUACAAAGGUUCAGGUUUCAAGUCCCACCGAACGUUACCAAUCUGGAGCUUACAUCUCGUGUGGGCUUCAUCUCAGUCCCAAAAUACCAAAAUGUGUGUGCAGUCCGUCGCUGAUGCAAACACAUCAUUUCACGACUUGUCUUGUUUUAUCUCCUUUUCAUUAUUUUUGUAACCCUCCUAUCAGAGCUCAUAUACAAACUUAGCUCAUUAGCAAACUCUGCUAAUAGCCAUGUGACUCGGUAAUGAAAAGACCACCUUUCAUAAGCAACACACAUUUUAGGGUUGGUAUGAUUUCAGGUUCAACCAAACAGGAUUCAGAUUCAGAUUCAGUUUGUUGUCAUUUAGAAACCACAAAUGCAAUGCAGUUAAAAAAUGAGACAACGUUCCUCCAGAAUGAUAUCACAAAAGCAUAUGACAAAACAGACUACACCAGAAAAUCCACAUAACGUUUGGCAAUCCCCAAUCCAGAGUCCAGAGAGGCUACUGCGUAUUAAUAUCACGCUACCAUCUUAGUGCGUUUCCCGGAAAGGAGCUCCAAAGCCACCAGACAAAACAAGACCAAAAACUAAAGCUACAAGACCUGCACAAAACCACAUAGUUACAACAUAUUGUUACAACAGUGCAAACAAUAGCAUAAUUGAUAAAAAAAACAGACCAUGUGCACAGUAAAAAUAGUCUAAAGAUGUUAAAGGACUAUAAGUUCAAAAGAAAUCAUCACACAGUUUCCACGUCCCCAGGGUCCCGACAGACUCACCAUCCCACACCGGCGGCAGAAGGGAAUACCCCCUUUUGUAUGGAUAUUCAUAAUUAAGGGACAUAGGUUGUCGUGAAUGCUGUGUAAAAUACUGCUCAGACACAAUUUUUCAUAGCCAAGAAAUGACAGAUCAUGCACUGCAUAAAAUUAGAAAGUAAGUAUAUUUAGCACAUUGUCAACAUUAACAAAUAGUUACUGAAAAAAGUAAAAGAAAAAUAAAAGGGGUGCAUUCCAGUUAAACCAGUCCAA
Molecule: messenger RNA, 2495 nt
Organism: Hypanus sabinus (Atlantic stingray)
Lineage: Eukaryota; Metazoa; Chordata; Chondrichthyes; Myliobatiformes; Dasyatidae
Product: cytochrome P450 2K1-like
Exons: 9
Coding region: 107-1606 (499 amino acids)
Biological process (GO): xenobiotic metabolic process
Cellular component (GO): intracellular membrane-bounded organelle; cytoplasm
Molecular function (GO): oxidoreductase activity, acting on paired donors, with incorporation or reduction of molecular oxygen, reduced flavin or flavoprotein as one donor, and incorporation of one atom of oxygen; heme binding; iron ion binding
Source: RefSeq, a predicted model, not a curated record